UUGUGCGAGGCCUUCACGUCGCUGUCAUCAUCUCUACGGAUAGGUCAGGUGGUCAAGGGGUUUAGAGACGUGUACGUCGUUGCGCAGAAGCUUCACGACCAAGUCUGGAGCGCCAGUAAUACGGCACAUAGAAAAGUCGUGCUCAAAUGCGCGCCUGAGAUUCGCCUGCAACGUGAAAGAGAAAUCUUGCAACAGUUUGAGAGCAAUUCGUGUAUCAGGAACUUCAUCGACCAUGGCAACGAACCCCCCUUUCUGGUGUUGGAGCACCUCGAGCUUGGUGCGCUGAAAUCGUCAAGCGAAAGAAGUUUUUCGAGGCAAGACGUCAAAUUCAUCGCUCAUAACGUUCUAUCCGCGCUAGCAUCCCUACAUGCGAAAGGAAUAGCACAUACAGACAUCAAACCAGACAACAUACUCCUCAAUUUCAACGCGAGCGGGACGAGAGUCGUGGAUGCGAAGUUGGCCGAUUGCGGCGACGCUUGUGAUGUCGGUCUUCAAACUGAUCCUCGCGGUACAGCUCAUGCAAUUGGAGCUGCUAUCUUCCGAAGCCCAGAAGCCUUACUGGGCCUGAAAUGGUCGACUCCAACAGAUAUCUGGUCUUUCGGCGCCACGCUUUUAAGCCUUAUUUUCGGGCGAAACUUUCACAUCUUCAAGCCCCCAAAGGUAUCGGCAGAUGAUGCCGAAUUUCCUGUGCAUGUCUUGAUUCAACAAGCGAGAUACUUUGGACCCUUCCCAUUGACCUACAAGUCGUUUUUGGAUGAAGAACAGGAAAAGAUUUUGGCUGCGAUUCACAUUCACAUAGAAGAGCAGUGCAUUCGAAAGCCGUUCUCCCAGGUGGAAGAUGAAGAAUUAACGCCAGAGGACAAGAUAUUCCUCUGUGAGAUCAUGAGACUGGACCCGAGGGAUAGGCCGACGGCAAAGGAGCUGCUCAAACACGAUUGGUUUGCAAUAUCAUGA
Molecule: messenger RNA, 954 nt
Organism: Cercospora beticola
Lineage: Eukaryota; Fungi; Ascomycota; Dothideomycetes; Mycosphaerellales; Mycosphaerellaceae
Biological process (GO): intracellular signal transduction; protein phosphorylation
Cellular component (GO): cytoplasm; nucleus
Molecular function (GO): ATP binding; protein serine/threonine kinase activity
Source: RefSeq, a predicted model, not a curated record